UCGAGCGAAGGCACCGGGAGCCCGCAGCGACCUGGCCGGCCGCUUCUCGGUCGGUUUGGACCCGGCCUGCGAGAGCGAGGUUUGCAGGCUGUGACACCUGUUGGUGUUAUGGCUGUGUAUGUGGAUCAUCGAACAGAAGCUCCUGAUUCAGUUGCUUCCCCCUCUCAUAUAGAAUGGCACCCACUUCAUCCACUCCUGGCUGUUGGUUCCAUCAGCACAGCCUGUGGGGGCUGUGUGGAUAUCUACCUGGAAAAGGGAGAACAUGUGUCUGAUGCACACCUGGAGAGAAGCUUUCAGGUCACAUCACUUUCCUGGCACCCUUCCAAACCCAUUCUUGCAGUAGGCUGGGAGACAGGAGAGAUUGUGAUACUUAACAAGCAAGACAAGGAGCACCACACUGCACCAGCAAGCCAUGACACCAGAAUCACAGUCCUGAACUGGAGUACAAGUGGUACCUGCCUCGUGUCUGGGGAUGGGCAUGGCCUCUUGGUUAUAUGGCGAGUGGACCAGCAAGGCAGAGUGCUGAGUCCUGCCCUGCUGAAACGACAGUAUGGAAAAUGUUUGUCUCUCUGUGUCUUUCGACCGCCCCCUCCUGGCGAGGACUUUGUGCAGCUGGCAAAAGGAGCUGUGGGUGGUGAUGAGAAGGCCUUGGAUAUGUUUGACUGGAGAAAGGCUGGAAAAGGAAAACCUCUGAAAAUGGGACUACAGGAAGGACUGUCCUUCUUUAUCACUUUGACAGAUGGUUCUGUGCAUUAUGUGAAUGAGGAAGGAAAGACAAGCCAGGUGUUGUCCACUGACAGCAUGAUCCAAAAGCUUCUGUUAGUGGAGAAAAGAGACCUUUUGGUUGUAAUAACAGGGAACCUGCAGCUCUCCUUGCAUGCACUUACUCUGGAAGGAGAGGCAGAAGAGCUCAUGAAGGUGAAGUUGAGUGGCAAGAUAGGUCAUUCUGCAGACAUCACCUUAAUAGACCAUAGCCUUGUUGUUACAGCACUGGGUGAGACAGUCAUCAGGUUCUGGGAUUUGGACCGAAAUGAGAACUAUGUGCUCUCUACAGAUGUGCAGUUUGGCUUUGAGAGGGGAGAAUGUAUUAACUGUGUUUCUUACUGCAGUGCUAAAGGUCUCCUAGCAGCUGGUACUAACAAAGGGAGAAUAGCUAUGUGGAUGAGAGCAGGAUCUGAGCAGAGCAUGUGGGCUUUGGAGGGUGAGGAGAGGUGGAAGCUCCAGGCAUCUACAGAACUUGAAGGCAAUGUCACUCAGAUAAAGUGGGGCUCCCGAAAAAACCUGUUGGCAGUGAACAAUAUCAGCUCUGUGGUGAUCCUCAGUGAACAGGCCAUGUCCUCACAUUUUCAUCAGCAAGUGGCAGUUGUGCAGGUGUCUCCCAACCUGUUUAAUGUGACAGUCUUCAGCACAGGAGCCACACACAGCCUUCACCUUGACAUGAAUGUUAAUGGAGUCUUUGCUACCCAGGAUGCAGUAGUAUUCUGGAAUGGGAAGCAAGUUACUGUCUUUGAGUGCUCAGGAGAUACCUUCAGAAAUGCAGGCUCUUUUCUUUGUGACUCUCCAGUUCUUUCUGUGCAUGGAGAAAAUCUGUACACAGUUGAGCCCUAUCAGGUCCAGGUCCGCACUCGGCAGGGUACAGUCAAACAGCUGAUGGUGUUCUCUGAAGCUGAGGGGAAUCCGUGCCUCUUGGAUGUCUGUGGGAAUUUCCUGACUGUGGGAACUGAUCUGGCUCACUUUAAAAUCUUUGAUCUAUCUCGGAGAAAGGCAAAAGUGCACUGCAAUAGCAAGAAUUUAUCUGAGCUGUGUCCUGGCCUUGGAGGGAUUGCAUCUGUCAAGUGCAAUGCUAAUGGCAAUCAAGUCAGCAUCCUUAUUAGCAAGGCAGAUGGGAGUAUUGAUUCCAAGAUCUGUUUCUAUGAUGUUGAAAUGGACAGGGUUACACUCUUUGAUUUCAAGGAUGAACAGGGAAAGAGUAGAAAGAAUCUUUCCUCUGGACAAGGCAUUGACAAGUCUGUUGUGGAGUAUCCAGAGUUGUACAGUCACAUCCCUGCUUGCCAUUUUUGGGACCUGAGUGAACCAAGACUUUUUGUGUGUGAAGCAAUUCCUGUAACAGGCCUACAAUCUCCAGACCAGAAGAAAAUCCAGGCUGAGAGCACAAUGUAUGCUUGGAUAAUAUCAUUCUUCAGUACUGAAGAGCAUGGCCUUUUGCUUCAUGACAGCUUUCCACUGCCUUCAUCCUACCAGGCUCUUUUGGGGAUAGAGGUGCCACAUUAUUACUUCGCAAAAAACCUGGGAGAAGCUGAGAAAGGACAAGGGGAUCCUGCCUCAAUGAAGGCCUCUCAGAUGGUUGCAAGAAGACCCCUGAGAUAUUUCACUGGACUGGGAGACUGUGAUAAGACCACCCGGGAUGCCAUGCUGAACUUCAGCUUCUAUCUGUCAGCUGGAGACAUGGAUAAGGCCUUCAGCUCCAUCAGGCUGAUAAAAAGUGAGGCUGUCUGGGAGAACAUGGCUCGCAUGUGUGUGAGGACCCAGAGGCUUGAUGUUGCCAAAAUCUGCCUUGGAAACAUGGGACAUGCCAGAGGAGUCAAGGCCCUGAGGGAUGCUGAGCAGGAACCCGAGCACGAGGCCAGAGUGGCCAUGCUGGCUAUGCAGCUGGGCAUGCUGGAGGAUGCAGAACGUCUCUACAAGGCUUGCAAGCGCUACGACCUCCUCAACAAGUUCUACCAAGCCUCCAACCAGUGGCAGAAAGCAAUCGAAACGGCAGAAACUCAGGACCGGCUCCACCUCCGCACCACCCACCACAACUACGCCAAGUACCUGGAGGCCACCGGCCAGCAGGGCCCUGCACUCACCCACUAUGAGAAGUCAGACACACACAGGUUCGAGGUACCCCGAAUGUUCUCUGAAGACUUACAAGGCCUGGAGAACUACGUCAACAAGAUGAAAGACAAGAGCCUGUGGAAGUGGUGGGCUCAGUAUCUGGAGAGCCAGUCAGAUAUGGAACCUGCACUAAAAUAUUAUGCACUGGCUGAAGAUUAUUUUUCCCUGGUCCGCAUCCACUGCUUUCAGGGUAACAUUGAGAAGGCUGCUGAAAUAGCAAAUGAAACAGGGAACUGGGCAGCAUCAUACCAGGUGGCCCGCCACUAUGAGGGCCAGGGUGAAAUCCAUUGGGCUGUGCAUUUCUACACCAAGGCCAAGGCCUUUAACAAUGCCAUCCGACUGUGUAAGGAGAACAAUUUAGAUGAUCAGCUGAUGACCCUGGCUCUUCUGAGCUCUCCAGAAGCCAUGAUAGAGGCAGCCUGCUAUUAUGAGGAAAAGGAGGAGCAUAUGGACAGAGCUGUCAUGUUGUACCACAAGGCAGGACAUAUCUCCAAAGCUCUGGAGCUUGCCUUUGCCACGCAGCAGUUUGAGGUCCUCCAGCUCAUUGCUAAGGACCUGGAUGGGAAAUCAGACCCAGCUCUGCUCGCCCGCUGCUCAGAUUUUUUCAUGGAACACUCUCAGUAUGAGAAGGCAGUGGAGCUGCUGCUGACAGCCAGGAAGUACCGUGAAGCUCUGCAACUCUGCCUGAAGCAGAACCUGACCAUCACAGAGGAGAUGGCUGAGAAGAUGACAGUCUCCACGGACUCUGAGGACCUCUCUGAGGAGUCCAGGAAAGAGCUGCUGGAGCAGAUUGGUGACUGCUGCAUGAGACAGGGCAAUUACCGUGUGGCUGCCAAGAAAUACACACAAGCUGGAAACAGGUUAAAGGCUAUGAGUGCACUGCUGAAGUCUGGAGACACUGAGAAGAUUGUCUUCUUUGCGGGAGUUUCCAGACAGAGAGAGAUUUAUAUAAUGGCAGCCAACUAUCUGCAGUCACUGGAUUGGUGUAAGGACCCUGAGAUUAUGAAGAAGAUCAUCACCUUCUACACUAAAGGAAAGGCCUUUGACCUACUGGCAGGUUUCUAUGAGGCUUGUGCUCAGGUAGAAAUUGAUGAGUAUCAGAACUAUGAGAAAGCACUGGGAGCACUGACAGAAGCAUGUAAGUGCCUCUCAAAAGCAAAGACAAAAAGCCCUCUGGAGCAGGAAAGCAAACUGGCACAUUUGCAGAGGAAGAUGACCCUGACAAAGCGAUUCAUCACCGCUCAAAGACUUUACUCUGAACAUCCCAACGAAGCAGUCAGAGACUGUGAACUUCUCCUGGCUGAAGAAGAGAUAGACAACGCCAUCCGUCAUGGAGACAUCCUGGGAUUUCUGGUGGAACACUAUGCACGAGUGGAGGAAUUCCAUCUGGCUCACCGCUACCUGGAAGAGAUGCAGAGGAAAAUUCCAGCCACAAACCUGAGCUGCUUCGUGGCUCAGGAGAGCAUUGAGGCCGUGCAGCGAGGAGUGGGAAUUCCUGCCAGCAGAACCCUGGCUGCUCAGCAACUUCACCACAGCAGCAUGGAGACCAAGGAGGUGGAAGAAGAAAGGGCUGAUGAGGUAGAGGACCCUUGAAAGUGUAAGAGUUACCAAACACAAAGUUGAUCUCACUGCCAGGUCACCAGCUGUGGCCUCGUUAGGGGUCA
Calypte anna (Anna's hummingbird) is the source of this 4541-nucleotide messenger RNA. It is a transcript of the gene IFT140, whose product is annotated as intraflagellar transport 140. Gene Ontology annotation, molecular function: protein binding. The transcript is spliced from 30 exons. Gene Ontology annotation, biological process: intraciliary retrograde transport. The record is from RefSeq and is a predicted model, not a curated record. Gene Ontology annotation, cellular component: intraciliary transport particle A; ciliary basal body; axoneme. NCBI's taxonomy places the organism in Eukaryota, Metazoa, Chordata, Aves, Apodiformes, Trochilidae. Bases 109 to 4470 code for a protein of 1453 amino acids.